Myxocyprinus asiaticus (Chinese sucker) is the source of this 7143-nucleotide messenger RNA. RefSeq names its product gastrula zinc finger protein XlCGF57.1-like. The coding region runs from base 161 to 1591 and encodes 476 amino acids. The transcript is spliced from 2 exons. Gene Ontology annotation, biological process: regulation of DNA-templated transcription. The record is from RefSeq and is a predicted model, not a curated record. Lineage: Eukaryota; Metazoa; Chordata; Actinopteri; Cypriniformes; Catostomidae. Gene Ontology annotation, molecular function: RNA polymerase II cis-regulatory region sequence-specific DNA binding; DNA-binding transcription factor activity, RNA polymerase II-specific.
GAUUAAGAUUAAGAGGAUUCUCCGCAGAGAUUGAAUGUGUGACUUUCAUCUGUUUUAUUUCUACAGUGACUUCACAAGUUUUAUUUCCAGUGUUUAUUUUCGGCGGGAGAAUUGUAAAACUCCAGGAAACAAGUGAAAUCUGUGUGACACUGUUGUAAAGAUGUUUAUUAAAGAGGAGAGUGAAGAUAUGGCUUAUCCAGAAGCAUGCAGAAUUAAAACCGAACACACUGACGAACAAACAGACUUGAUGGAAAUGAAAGAGGAAGACCAAGAACCAAUAGAAGUGAAAGAAGAAUGUCAAGAACUGAAUGAAGUGAAGGAGGAACAUCAGAAUUUCAUAACUGGAGAAAAAUCUUUUAGUUGCUCACAGACUGAAAAUAAUUUCUCACAAAACAAAACUCAACCAGAAAAUUCCUUCACAUGUCCUCAGUGUGGAAAGAGUUUUAUGUGUAAAGGAAACCUUUUGAUUCACAUUACUCUUCACAUUGGAGAGAGCCCUUUCACAUGCCAUCAGUGUGGAAAGAGCUUCACACAGAAAGAAAUUCUAAAGAAACACUUAAGAAUUCACACUGGACAGAAACCUUUCUCAUGCCAUCAGUGUGGAAAAAGUUACGCAAACAAAUCUGGCCUUAAAAGACACAUACGAUUUCACACUGGAGAGAGCCCUUUUUCAUGCCAUCAAUGUGGAAAGAGUUACACACAGAAACAAAGUCUUCAGAUACACAUAAGAACUCACACUGGAGAGAAACCUUUUACAUGCACUCAGUGUGGAAAGAGUUUCAUACGGAAAGCAAGUCUUACCAAGCACAUGAAAAUUCACAUUGCAGAGAAACCAUUUAUGUGUCCUCAGUGUGGAAAGAGUUUCAUACGGAAAGAAGGUCUUAACAUGCACAUGAAAAUUCACACUGGAGAGAAGAGUUUCACUUGCCUUCAGUGUGGAAAAAGUUACAUAGACAAUAUAGGCCUCAAACGACACAUGAGAUUUCACACGGGAGAGAAGCCUUUCACAUGCUCUCAGUGUGGAAAAAGUUUCAUAAGGAAAGGAGAUCUUAACAUGCACAUGAAAAUUCACACUGGAGAGAGGCCUUUCACAUGCCUUCAGUGUGGUAAAAGUUACAUAGACAAAUUAGGCCUUGAAAGACACAUGAUUUUUCAUACUGGAGUAAAGCCUUUCUCAUGCCUUCAGUGUGGUAAAAGUUUCACGUCUAAAAGAUCCCUUCAGGUGCACAUAAGGAUUCACACUGGAGAGAAGCCAUUCAUUUGUCAUCAAUGUGGAAAGAGUUUCAUUAAUAAAGGAAAUCUUAAGGACCACAUAAGAUGUCACACUGGAGUGAAGCCUUUCAUAUGCUUUCAGUGUGGGAAAAGUUUUUUGCGUAAAGGAAACGUUGAUGUGCACAUGAGAAUUCACACUGGAGAGAAGCCUUACACAUGCCUUCAAUGUGGAAAGAGAUUCGCUCGUAAAGGAAACGUUGACAUGCACAUGAGAAUACACACUGGAGAGAAGCCUUACAUAUGCCAUCAAUGUGGAAAGAGUUUCAGUCGAUCACACACCCUAAAAAAACAUGGGAGAGUUCAUGCAGAGAAACCAUAACACCAGGAUUCAUGUGGGAAAAGUAAAAGAAAAGGGCAUUGCCCAGUUGUUGUAGUGAGCAAACUGAAAGUAAUGGUAUGAAAUUUAGAAACUCGAAGGUGUAAUUGCUCUUUUGGAAGAAAUUCUGUCUAAAUUAAAAGAUUUUUGUACAUUGCAUUACCUGUAAUGAUGAAUCAGUUGUCAUUCUGUAUAAAGGUUCGUAGGAAGGACAGCUGGGCAAUACAGCAAAAACAGUUAAAAUAUAAUGUAUAUAUAAAGGGGCUAUUAAAAUGUACACACCCCAGUUAAAAUAGCAGGUUUUUGUUGUAAUGCAUAAGAUGAAACCGAGUUAAAUCAUGUUAGUUCUUGUUCCACCUUUAAUGAUAAUGCAACCAACAAAAUUCAACUUAAGAAAAAAAUUGAUUUUUUUUUAGAAGAAUAAAUAAAAAUAAGACUUACAAUAACCUGGUUUCAUAAGUGUGCAAACACCUUAACUAAUAUUUGAAGCACCUUUUGUUUGUUUUACAGCACCCAGUAAUUUUUUUCACAUUUUGCCAGUUUUUUAUUUAGUUACUUAACAAUUUAAAGUGUACAAAAAAAAAAAAUAUAUAAAAAAAAUAAUUAAAAGAAGUACAUACACACACACACACACAUUCAUGACCUGUACCAAACCCCCAAGUCCCCUCCUACCAAAUUCCACCUCCACUGAACCAUUAUCUGGUCUUAAGGUAUAGAUCAGUCCAUUCAUGAUUGCCCAUCAUGAUUAAGUAAACACAACACAGCAUAUUAUAACAAGAAAUGGAAGGAACAAGUAGACUGGAAAUAUACACAGAUGAGCUAAAACAUUAUGACCACCUGCCUAAUAUGCUGUUGGUCCUCUGCGUGCCAUCAAAACAGCACCGACCCACUGAGGCAUGGACUCUACAAGACCCCUUUAGGUGUCCUGUGGUAUCUGGAACCAAGACAUAAGCUGCAGAUCCUUCAAGUCCUGUAAGUUGCAUUGUGGAGCCGCCAUGGAUCGGACUUGUUGGUCCAGCACAUCCCACAGAUGCUCAUUCGGAUUGAGAUCUGCAAAAUUUGGAGGUAAGGGCAACACCUUGAACUCAUCAUGUUCCUCAAACCAUUACCGAACAAUGUGUGCAGUGUGGCAGGGCACAUUAUCCUGCUGAAAGAGGCCACUGCCAUCAGGGAGUACCUUUGCCAUGAAGGGGUAUGCCUGGUCUGCAACAAUGUUUAGGUAGGUGGCACAUGUCAAAUUGACAUCCACAUGAAUGGCCGGACCCAGGGUUUCCCAACAGAACAUUGCCCAGAGCAUCACACUCCCACCACAGGUUUCUCUUCUUCCCACAGUGCAUCCUGGUGCCAUCACUUCCCCAGGUAAACGGCACACACAUACACGGCUGUCCAUGUGAUGUAAAAGAAACAGGACUCAUCAGACUAGGCGACCUUCUUCCACUGCUCCAAGGUCCAGUUCUGAUGCUCGCAUGCCCAUUGUAGGCUUCUGAUAGGCUAAUUGGCUAACUGGAGUCAAUUGGUGGUGGAUGUAUUUUAAAGCCUACCUUCAAACUCAGUGCCUCUUUGCUUGAAAUCAUGGGAAAAUCAAAAGAAAUCAGCCAACACCUUAGAAAAAAAUUGUGGACCUCCACAAGUCUGGUUCAUUCUUGAGAGCAAUUUCCAAAUGACUGAAGGUACCACAUUCAUCUGUACAAACAAUAGUACGCAAGUAUAUACACCAUGGGAUCACGCAGCCAUCAUACCGCUCAGGAAGGAGACGCAUUCUGUCUCCUAGAGAUUAACGUAGUUUGGUGCAAAAAGUGCAAAUUCAUUCCCAGAACAACAGCAAAGGACUUUGUGAAGAUGCUGGAGGAAACAGGUAGACAAGUAUCUAUAUCCACAGUAAAACGAGUCCUAUAUCGACAUGACCUGAAAGGCUGCUCAGCAAGGAAGUAGCCACAGCUCCAAAACUGCCAUGAAAACGCCAGACUACAGUUUGCAAGUGCACAUGGUGACAAAGAUCUUACUUUUUGGAGAAAUGUCCUCUGGUCUGAUGAAACAAAAAUUUUCAUCAUUUUUAUGUUUGGAGUAAAAAGGGUGAGGCUUGCAAGCCAAAGAACACCAUCCCAACCAUGAAGCAUGGGGUGGCAGCAUCAUGUUGUGGGGGUGCUUUGCUGCAGGAGGGACUGGUGCACUUCACAAAAUAGAUGGCAUCAUGAGGAAGGAAAAUGAUGUGGAUAUAUUGAAGCAACAUCUCAAGACAUCAGCCAGGAAGCUCGGUCGCAAAUGGGUCUUCCAAAUGGACAAUGACCCCAAGCAUACCUCUAAUGUUGUGGCAAAAUGGCUUAAGGACAACAAAGUCAAGGUAUUGGAGUGGCCAUCACAAAGUAAUGACCUCAAUCAGAGAUUUCUGUGAUAGCAGUAUUCUGCAUCAAGCUAACAGAGAUGCAGAUGCAAAAUGUCAUCUUGUCUGUGGUUUAAAGUCUGUUGUUCAGUUGAUACCCUAAAAAUAACGAUCAAGGGUCAACAUUUCAAUUUAAUUUCAAGGACAUCAGAAAGGGUUUUGAAGAAAGAUUUCCUGUAAUUCUGCAGAUUGGGGCAAUGUGUAAGAAUGUGAUUUAAGAAUACUGGGUGGAAGUUUAUAUUUGUCAUACAAGUCAGGGACAUUAGGGUGCAUUUCAGAAAUUUUAGAUUUUUUGACUUUAAACUGUGUAAGGCCCAGUCAUGUGCAUGUUAGGGUAAAUCAGUCCUUUUUUUUUUUUUUACUUCAGUGCAGGCAAAUUCAUGGACAUACAUUUAGUCUUCUGCAGGUUGAGUUUAUAACCUGAGAAACAGACAAAAACUUACAUUAAGGAUAAUAAACCUGAUAAACGCACAACUGAGUGGUGACAUACAAGAGCCUCGUGCCAGAAUAAAAAAGUCAAACAUGGUGCCAUUGGUACAGAAAGGCUAGAUGAGAAGUGUACAACAGACAAAUCCAAGAAAUCACUCUGUCCUCAAAACCAAACUUUCUUAAAACAGCAAAGGGAUAUUCCCAUUCAAUCCGAACAAACGUCUUCUCCGCAUCUUCUCCGCAACGAAAUAAAAAUCUCAAGAGAUUUAUUACAGUGCUUCAAAUUGAGUAUAUUGAAAAGGGAAUUACAGUAAUUUUAGAUAAAGAAUAUUUACCUUUAAUAAAGCCAGAUUGUUUGUCUGAUAUAAUACUUUAUAGAACACCUAGAUGAGAUGCAAGCAGUUUUGAAAGGAUCUUAAUGUUGAUUGGACAGAAUAAUAUCAAGGGAUAAGGGAGCGUAAACUGAAAUAGAGCUGGUAGGAAAGUCUUUAUUUAAAAAAAGUAUGAAAAACUGUUUCUCAAGUACUCGAGUGCUUGGAAGCAACAGCAGUAAUCGAUCAUGAAAACGAUUAUCAAUAUUGAAAAUGCGUGAUGUGACUUUCCACUAAAUUCGAACUCAAGUGUCAAGUAAACAGAUAUGUCAAAGAGGGACCUUAUUUAUAACUUUGAGCUUGAUUACAUUGUGAUUUUCAGCGCUGCCUUGAUUGUCAACAGAGACGUCUCAUAGCAACCAAACUGAUAAUGUUGCAAUGCUAUUGUUUGUUCUACAGAGUUACUGUAAGAGAGUACAAUUAACCGUGUUUUGAACCCCUGUCUCUGCAAACGUUUGCUAAACAAGUUUUAUUAUCUGUCAGGGUCCUUUCACUUUGUUCUGUCAUGUUUUUUGUAGUGACAUGAUCCUGACACUCAUGUUCGGUGUUUUCGUGUGAGUGCAUGGUUUUGGGUGUUAAUUUCUUGCCCUGCGCUCUUCUGUCCAGUCUGUGUUUUUAUGUUUGAAGCAUGGUGUCUGGAUCAUGACUCUUCUGUCUUGUACAGUUUUGUUUCUGAGUGAGGAUCCAAAUACUCAUGCUCCAUGUCUCGUCUUUGUGAGCACAUGGCUUUAAGUUCGGCUCUUUUGCCAUGCAUUCCUCUGUGUUGUCUUUUAUGUUUUGUUUGAGCACAUGGUCAAUGAUGGUUUUGUUUCCCUUCUGUCAGGUUUGUUUGUCAUGUGCUCUCCUGUCUUUCGUCGAGACCCCACCCCCUUGUUUCCCUGUGAUUAGUUAAUUUCACCUACACUAUAUUGCCAAAAGUAUUCGCUCAUCUGCCUUUAGACGCAUAUGAACUUAAGUGACAUCCCAUUCUUAAUCCAUAGGGUUUAAUAUGACGUCGGCCAACCCUUUGCAGCUAUAACAGCUUUAACUCUUCUGGGAAGGCUGUCCACAAGGUUUAGGAGUGUGUUUAUGGGAAUUUUUGACCAUUCUUCCAGAAGCACAUUUGUGAGGUCAGACACUGAUGUUGGACGAGAAGGCCUGGCUCGCAGUCUUCGCUCUAAUUCAUCCCAAAGGUGCUCUAUCGGGUUGAGGUCAGGACUCUGUGCAGGCCAGUCAAGUUCUUCCACACCAAACUCGCUCAUCCAUAUCUUUAUGGACCUUGCUUUGUGCACUGGUGCGCAGUCGUGUUGGAACAGGAAGGGGCCAUCCCCAAACUGUUCCCACAAAGUUGGGAGCAUGGAAUUGUCCAAAAUCUCUUGGUAUGCUGAAGCAUUCAGAGUUCCUUUCACUGGAACUAAGGGGCCAAGCCCAGCUCCUGAAAAACAACCCCACACCAUAAUCCCCCCUCCACCAAACUUCACAGUUGGCACAAUGCAGUCAGACAAGUACCGUUCUCCUGGCAACCGCCAAACCCAGACUCGUCCAUCAGAUUGCCAGAUGGAGAAGCGUGAUUCGUCACUCCAGAGAACGCGUCUCCACUGCUCUAGAGUCCAGUGGCGGCAUGCUUUACACCACUGCAUCCAACGCUUUGCAUUGCACUUGGUGAUGUAUGGCUUGGAUGCAGCUGCUCGGCCAUAGAAACACAUUCCAUGAAGCUCUCUACGCACUGUUCUUGAGCUAAUCUGAAGGCCACAUGAACUUUGGAGGUCUGUAGCGAUUGAAGUUGGCGACCUCUGCGCACUAUGCACCUCAGCAUCCGCUGACCCCGCUCUGUCAUUUUACGUGGCCUACCACUUCGUGGCUGAGUUGCUGUCAUUCCCAAUCGCUUCCACUUUGUUAUAAUACCACUGACAGUUGACUGUGGAAUAUUUAGUAGCGAGGAAAUUUCACGACUGGACUUGUUGCACAGGUGGCAUCCUAUCACAGUACCACGCUGGAAUUCACUGAGCUCCUGAGAGCGGCCCAUUCUUUCACAAAUGUUUGUAGAAGCAGUCUGCAUGCCUAGGUGCUUCAUUUUAUAUACCUGUGGCCAUGGAAGUGAUUGGAACACCUGAAUUCAAUUAUUUGGAUGGGUGAGCGAAUACUUUUGGCAAUAUAGUGUACCUUCCCUCGUUACCCUCCUCAUUUCCUUCCCUAUUUUUUCUCCCUGUUCUCUCUGUCCUGUGCCAGUUCGUUGUGUGUGAUUUUUCACCCUGAUAGGUUUCUGUCAGUUCCAGUCAGUCUGUCUGGUCCUGUUCCUCCAGCCCAGCCAGUUGGUUUAUUUGUCUGCCCUGGACUGUGAAGUUUUCCCCUACGGGGUUUUUUCAUUUAUGUAAAUAAAGCCCUUUUUACUUUAA